CAUUACUUUGCAGGGUUCCGUUUCAGGGGGGAUUGUUUUUACGAGCGGAACUGUCAGGAAUGGGGUUCCGUUUAACUCCUGAUAAUAUUUUUUUAAAUAAUAAUUUGUUAUUUAAAGUUAACGCAUAUUUAAAACGUAUAUUUAUCGAUUAACCCAUAGUUACAUUAUUUUGAAUAAAACGGCGACUAGUCCAGCCGUUAAAACCGUUAGAGGUGGAUCGGUUUUGCUCCACAUCGACAGCAAAGGUCGGUGCCACCCAAAAAAACCCGAACUAUUGCUUUAAGAAAUAACAUUGACCAUGUUACAGACCGCUGGCCGCCUGUCCAAAGCGCUGCAGCUCACCCUGGCGGUCAUCAAGCCCGAUGCUGUGGCUCAUCCUUUAAUAUCGGAGGCUCUUCACCAGACAAUCCUGGAGAACAACUUCGUAAUUGUCCGACGCAAAGACCUGGUGUGGAGAAGGCAGGAUUCCGAGAGGUUUUACGCUGAGCAUUCAGAGCGAUUCUUCUAUCAAAGACUUGUCGAGUUCAUGUCAAGCGGUCCAAUGAGAGCCUACAUUUUAGCCAAAGAGGAUGCGAUACUUCAGUGGAGGGACCUGAUGGGACCAACCAAAGUGUUCCGAGCCAGAUACACAUCCCCUGCCUGCAUCAGGGCUCGCUUUGGUCUCACAGACACCAGGAACACAACUCAUGGCUCAGAUUCUCCAGAGUCGGCUCGGAGAGAAAUCAGUUUCUUCUUCCCAGAUUUCAGCAUGGAGCAGUGGAUGGAGAAGGAGGAGCCUUUGUUCAGAUCAGGACAGAUCCGGUAUGACCAUGAAGACCAGAUCCACAAACCUGUACCACCAAGCUGACCCUGGAGGAGCUCAGCCCAGCAACUUCAGCUUGAUUGGAUGAGAUUCUAGACUCUGUUGAGAUGAGGGGAACCCCUGCUGAGUGAAAGUGCCAAACCGUUGUGAUGAAAAUAGAGGCAGCUGGGUUCAUGUCACUGCUAAGCUUUAUUUUGGCAGGGAAGUUUAAUUAAUAGUGACAUUUAAUUGAUUAUUCUUUGCUUAAGUUGUGAAAUCUAUUGUAAAUGUAACUUCCUGUCCUGUCUUUACCCGAUUUCCAGCAUUCAGGAUUAGAGGACUGAACUAUUUCACUUAUUACACAUCAAAUAACCCACAUUUUCCUGGCUGUGACAUCUCAGAUGUUAAAAGUCUCUUUUUAAAAUAUCAGCUAGAGUUAAAACAGACUAAUUGAACCCACUAAUCAACAGGCAUAUUCAUUGUAAAAGCCAUCCUCUUUUUAGGAGUGUUUUUAGCUGUGAAUAAUGCUGAAAACGUGUUGAAUAUUUAUUGAAAAAUUGUGUAAUAUUUUUUACAGAGAAAAGUGCCUCAGAAAUUGGAAAUUUGGAUCUUAGAACCAAUGGCAUAAUUGUUAUAAUAACCAGUUAGCAUUCCUAAAGAGUGACCCGUACUCUAUAUAGUGGCUGAGCAUUUCCCUAUUUUCCCCUUUGCUUCUCUCGUGUUUUGGUGUACAAUUAUUUGCAGAUUAUAUUGCACUUCUAUUUAUUUUUUGCUGAGAAAGAUUAAAACAGAUACAAUAAAUAUA
This is a messenger RNA of Fundulus heteroclitus (mummichog), 1586 nucleotides long. RefSeq names its product NME/NM23 nucleoside diphosphate kinase 6 (gene nme6). The coding region runs from base 299 to 847 and encodes 182 amino acids. The transcript has 6 exons. Gene Ontology annotation, biological process: UTP biosynthetic process; CTP biosynthetic process; GTP biosynthetic process. Gene Ontology annotation, molecular function: nucleoside diphosphate kinase activity. The record is from RefSeq and is a predicted model, not a curated record. Lineage: Eukaryota; Metazoa; Chordata; Actinopteri; Cyprinodontiformes; Fundulidae.